This is a messenger RNA of Erpetoichthys calabaricus (reedfish), 2322 nucleotides long. RefSeq lists its product as uncharacterized. The record is from RefSeq and is a predicted model, not a curated record. The transcript is spliced from 6 exons. The coding region runs from base 1068 to 1874 and encodes 268 amino acids. Lineage: Eukaryota; Metazoa; Chordata; Cladistia; Polypteriformes; Polypteridae.
UAACACUCAACAAAUCAAUAACUAGAGGGUGUGUUAGAGCCCACCCUCUCAACUUUGACGAGUGAAAGUGACAGUUUUAUUUCAAGUCGUAUUUCAUGAUGGUUUGGAGGAAUGUUACGGACAAAAUGAAAUAAAUAAAUAAGCAACAAAAAACAUAUUUCGUGACACAUUUAUUUAUUUAUGCUCUCAUUUCAUGGUACAUUUAUUUAUUAAGGCUUCAUUUCAUGAUACAUUUAUUUAUUUAUGCUCACAUUUCACAGAACUUUAAUUUAUUUGCGCAUUUAUUUAUUUAUUUCAUUUUGUCCAAAAUAGUCCUCCAUACUACUUCCGAGAAUGAAAUGGCGCUUUGUCAAUCAAUAGUUCUAUAAAGGGACCAUUGAGUGCCAUUAAAAAGGAUUUUUCAGAGUGCUGGCGCUAUUGAUUUGGGACAAGGGGCUAUUCACACUGGCAGAGUAGCGCACCGCCUCAUCCUAAUGACUAUACUGUGAUUUCAGACGACUCUAUAUUGUAACCAAGAAAUGCACUGUUCAGCUUGCAAUAUUCAAAUAUGGAUUUUUAGCGUCAUGGUUGUGGAAUUCUGCGGUGCUUUGUGGACUGGAGUGGAGUGGAGGCAGACAACAAGAAGGUGGGGCGCCCUUUUGGUGAUUUCCUGUUGGCGUUCGAUUUUAAAUUCACCAAGUCACCGAGAUCGAAAGUAAGAUUUUACAACACCCGGGAGAUCGGUUCCGCUCCGGAGAGCAUUGACAUCAGACGCUGCCAUUUUACUCGUAAUCAGCUGCUUCGGGUGAGAGUGAUUGAUUUUGGGAUCACUUCUAAAGCGACACGGGAAUCACAAGCAUUCUGCAAGGCAUCAGGGGCCCCGAAGGACCAGCGCGGAUCACAAAGAUGAACAGACCCAGUUUUUAGGAUCAAGGCUAAGAGCAGCCAACCAUUUUCCUUACGCACGACUGACAAAAGUGCCGAUGCUGGUCAAACAGCGCACCUGACAACAGGCAGAGACCAGAGCACCGGGAAACACUCAAACUAGCCCAGGUGGCAUAUGCAAAAGUACGAGAUCCCGUAGCAAAAUGAUGUUUAUCUGCUUGGCUUUGAAGAGGCAGCUUCUAGGAAUUUCCAGGAUGAGACAAACAAAUACACUGGGAAACAUCUGUGGCACUUUUUUCUGGAUUUUUCUGCAAUUUGUAACUCAGCCUAUGAACUCUUCUUCAGAAGAUCUUGUGAAAUUCAACUGCAAUAGCAGCAUCAAUGUCCGAUAUGGUGAACAUUUUAUGCUUUUCUGCUCUGCUGUAGUCAUUCAAGCAACAUCUGACGUGGAUGUGAAAGUAAGAUGGCGUUUUAAAAAUAACCCUCCCUGGAAUGUUUCUCUAAGCAAAGCAAACAACAUAUCUUUUAAAAUAAGCAAAGCAACCUUUGCACAUCAAGGAACCUAUGAAUUAUCUGUUCAACCUAUGACGAUGUCAGAAUACACAAGUAAAAUAAAUGUGGCUGUUCUUGCAAGCAUGACAGUCCACUGCUCUGAAGAUCCUGUAAAGAUCUCUUUGAACACAUGCAUCGCAAACAUCAGUGCAGAUGCCAAUCACACACUACAAAUAUACAAUAUAAACUGGAAAAGUCUAGAAAAGAAUGGAACGAUUAAAUGGGAUAAGACUUUUACAAACUUCCAACAGGAAAAACUGCCUUUAAAUGAUUUAAGAAAUGUGCAUGAGAACAUCUAUUAUCUUGAAGUUAAUACAUCCUCUGGCAUCUUCAAUGCAGCUACAGGAGACAGAGCUGGAAUACUUAAAAAUGGAAAAAAUGAAAGGAAUCAUUUUGCCCAGUUUCAAGCCCUCUUAUUAUUCCAUGGGGUUAUCAUUAUUCUUCAUAAUUUCCCAUGAAACAGAGGAUCUACUCAGAAAAAUGUGAAGUGAAAUCAGACAAACCCUGUCCAGAAUACUAGUCCAUAGGAGAAGCCACAAGGUUCAUUUUAUAACACUUUGGCUUGUAACUUUUAAAACUGGUCUUUUGCAUUAAGUUGUGUUGGACUUAUUUCUUGUUGCCUGGUGACACUGAGAAAUUCGAGAAGAGGAGCAGAACUAAAAAACCAAGGUGCUUAAAUGACUGUGAAGGUGCUUUGUGUUCAACACAAGAGACAGUUUCAGGGUCCUGCUGCUUUAAUUGCUUUCUGCAAGGUUGAAUCAUGUCGGUGGGAGGCAUAGAAUGAUGCUCACCAUAAUUUAACAUUGCUUUUUUAAGAAUUUUACUUAUGAUUUUUUAUUACUUUGUCAAAAUAUUAAUUUCCAAAUGUGAAGUGACUUUAAUUUACUGUGAAUAUUACCUGUGAUA